Messenger RNA from Cucurbita pepo subsp. pepo (vegetable marrow), 1945 nucleotides. NCBI's taxonomy places the organism in Eukaryota, Viridiplantae, Streptophyta, Magnoliopsida, Cucurbitales, Cucurbitaceae. The record is from RefSeq and is a predicted model, not a curated record.
CUGACCCUCUAAUGCACCCUCUCCACGUUGCCGCCACCACCGCCUUGGGCGCCGCCGCCAGUGUCUGUGCCACGCUGCUUCCCUUCCCACGCCUUGCUUCUCUUCAGGUGAAAGAGAAAAGCAAAGAAGUGGUGGAGAACAUGAUAGAAAGGCUAAACCUAAUGGUGAAGGCAAUCCUUACUCACGAUGACUCAGUGGCUAAUGGGUCCAUUUCUAAAGCUCGCCUAUUAUGUUCAUCAGCCUCCAAACUCCUCCAAUCCAUACAACAUCACCAAGAAAGCAAGCCAUGGGAAAGCCUUCCAUUCAAAAUCUUCAAGCUAGGAUGGUUAAGCAAUAGCGAAAGACUAGAAGAAUUAGAAAAGGCCUUAAAUGGAAUGGAAUUAGCUUUAUCCACAAUCCCUUCAUACCCAAUUGAAAAGCUCCAAAACCAAGCCCUUAAACAUGACCUAAAUGCUUUGGACAACCAAAUCUCCCUUGCAUUAAAGCAAGCCAACGCUUGUUCAUUGUCUGAUUCCUUGACUUUCCCCGUUGAUGACACACACAACACCCUCAAAUCCAUACAAAUUAUGCCCACAAAUCAACAAGAUUUACCCCAUCUUUUCUUCAUCUUUUGCAUGAAACUCCUCCAAACCAAAUCCCAAAUCCAAUGGAUAAUGCCAAAAAACAAAACAUGGGUUUCCUCAAUGAACACCCAAUGGCUAAUGCAAGCCCUCAAAUUUGCAAUUUCAUUGGGAAUUGCAGUGUUUUUGGGGCUAAUGUACUGCAAGGAAAAUGGGUUCUGGGCAAGCUUGGCAGUGGCUGUAAGCAUUACAUCAGAGAGAGAAGCAACAUUCAAAGUGGCCAACGUUAAAGUUCAUGGAACCAUGUUGGGAUCCGUAUAUGGAAUAUUGAGUUUUGUUAUCUUCAAAGAGUUUUUAUUAGGAAGGCUUCUUUGUCUUCUCCCUUGGUUCGUUUUCACCAGCUUUCUACAGCAUAAUAGAAUGUAUGGUUCCGCGGGUGGAGUCGCCGCCCUCGUCGGAGCUCUAGUCGUUUUAGGACGAACAAACUACGGUGCUCCGGGGGAAUUUGCUUUGGUUAGAACAAUUGAAACUUUUAUUGGGAUAUCCAUUUCAGUGGUGGUGGAUAUCAUUUUACAGCCAACAAGAGCUUCCAAAAUGGCUAAAAUCCAACUCAAUUUGAGUUUACAAUCGCUACAAAAGUGCAUUGAGUCAUUGAAUUUAAGAUCAGAUUUGGAAGAGAAUGAAAGAGCUUUAAGAAUUCAAGUUAAUGAGCUAAGGAAGUUGAUCGAGGAGGCUGAAGUAGAACCCAAUUUUUGGUUUUUGCCAUUUCAUAGCAAUAGCUACUCGAAGUUGUUGAAAUCCUUGUCAAAAACGGUGGAUUUUCUUGCGUUUAGUAUUGAUGCAAUGAAGAAUCUUAAAGAGGAGGUUGUUGAAGACUUAGAGGGUGAUAUUGAGAGGUUUAAGGAAAUGAUGAAGUUGUUAGUAUCAUGUUAUGUUGAUAUGAGUUCAUUGAAGUGUUUGAGAGUUGUUGAAAAUGAAGGGGAGAAGGUGGAGAAUUGUGAUGAUGUUGAGAUGGGUGAGGGAAACAGGAUUGAAAGAGAUGAAAUUGAGAAGGAGAAGUUGAUUCAUUGUUUGUUAAAGCAGUCGGUGGAGAUUGUUGAUGAGGUUGGUGAGGGUAAAGAUGAUAGAAGUGAUGUGAUUUUGAGUUUGAGUGCUGUGGCGUUUUGCCUCACCAGUUUGAUGAGGGAGAUUGAAGAGAUUGGUGAGGCACUUACGGAACUUGUUCAAUGGGAGAAUCCUUCUUCCACUCAUCUUCAUUUUCAUGCUAUUAUUGUAUCUCGGAUUCAUGUUCUAAAAAGUUAAACCAAAUUACUUACUGUCUACCGUUUGCCUCUCAUUCUUCUCUCCCAAUCAACGUGUUUAUUAAUCGUAAAACUCUUUCAUGA